Miscanthus lutarioriparius is the source of this 1425-nucleotide messenger RNA. The record is from the annotation of a GenBank genome assembly. Lineage: Eukaryota; Viridiplantae; Streptophyta; Magnoliopsida; Poales; Poaceae.
AUGGCCCCCUCGCGGCCGGAGGAUCUCCAAUGCGCCGUGAACGGCAACUGCGCCGCCCCGCCGGGGAAACCCCUGGAGGCCCCGCCGGCGCUGGCCGCUGGGGACGGUGAGCUCCGGUGGCUGCGGCGGUGCGUGGAGGCGGCAGCGAAGGGCUUCGCCAUCGGCGCGGGCCUCAAGGGUGGCCUCGCGCUCUUCUCCGUCCUCGUCCGCAUCCGCAGCCGCCGCUCCCCCAGAUCGAGGAAGACCGGAGCUAUGACGAACGAGGAGGCCGUGGUGCUCGCGGUUAAGGAGACUGUGAGGUACGGCUUGUUCUUGGGGACCUUUGCCGGCAGCUACGUCUCCGUCGAUGAGUACAUCGCUGCCGUCUGGGGACGUAAGAGAACAGCAAGGUGGAGGUCAUUAUUAGCUGGGUUGAUUGCUGGUCCUUCUAUGCUCCUGACAGGACCAGGAACUCAGCAUACUAGCUUGGCUAUAUACAUUCUGAUGCGUGCAGCAGUGCUUGCAUCCCGUUGUGGAAUAAAGAGCAAACGUUUUGGAAAGAUCUGUAAACCUUUGACUUGGUCACAUGGUGAUGUCUUCCUUAUGUGCCUCUCAUCUGCACAAAUUUUGUCCGCAUACAUUUUAAAGCAGGAGAGUUUACCAUCGUCGUAUAAAUCAUUUCUAAACAAGCAUGGUGGAAAAGAUCUUUCUAUUUUGCAAGGUGUGAAGGAUGUAGUCAACCACACUGCUUUCAGUAACUUAGUGGGUAUCAAGAAGUACUACAAAUCUGUUGGUGUUGACAUAAAGCUAGAUCCGAACAUGAAAGUGCCCUGCUCAAUUGUGCAUGGUAACCAGUCAUGUACAGGACAUGUCUUUUCAUUCUUGUUACAAGCAUAUGGAAGAGCAGUUCCUGUAUACGUUCCAGUCUACUUAGUCCCUGCACUUGUAGUUCAUAGGCAGCAUCUCAUGAAAAGGCCUUACUCAAUUAUAGGGAAGAGUUUUCUAGGAGUAGCAAGAUCUAGUCUGUUUCUCUCAGUAUACUGUGCAUCUGCAUGGGCUUGGACCUGCCUGCUUUUUAGGACCUUCCACAGAGCCAAUACCCCUCUUGUCAUCCUUGGCACGUUUCCAACAGGUCUGGCGUUGCUUAUCGAGAAGAAGAGCAGGAGAAUUGAGAUAUCCCUGUACUGUCUUGCCAGAGCUAUCGAGAGUUUUUUCACAUGGAUGACCGAUGCAGGACUCUGCCCUCCAAUACUGCUGAUAAAGCAAGCCGAUGUGGUUGUGUUCAGCAUAGCUACCUCUAUCAUUAUGCACUGCUAUGCGCAGGAAAGAGAAGUCUUCCGGUCCAAGUACCUGAAUGUGCUGGACUGGGUAUUUGGUGUGCCGCCACCACCUGACAGUGAGGAUAAGAAUUGCUAUCGGCCAGAUGAAGCCAAGAAAUGCCAGUGA